AGAAGUAAAAAUGGCGUUGUCGUGAGUAGUCCGUACAAAAUUCAUGCACCGCGAACCUAUUGCUAAAAAAUGCAAUUUGCAACGGUCUAAAAUUGACAAGGAAAAAAAAGUAAUUGUCAACAAAAUGUGCGCGUAGCUCUGACAGAACAAUUGACAAAGAAAAGUAUUUUGGAGAUGAGCUUUUGUCGCGCCAAUCAAAAAUAAAACGCACAACUUGAAAGCACUAGCCAGGAGAACAACGCUACCACACACCACCCCCCUCUUCAACUCCAACGCAAGAUGAGGCAACAGUCAGCUGCUGAACGAUGAGGAAAUCGAGUCCACAUGCGCGUUAUAAAUAUUAAUGAAGAAACCAAAAACGAAACGAGACAAGAACUCAAUUGAGAGCAGCAACAAAAAUAAUGCCAAACACAAGAAUCGAAAGCAACAACAACAACAAGAAGUAUUACAACAACAACAGCAACUGACACUUGAAAAAUUGGAUGAACUGAGUCAAAUGUGAAGCAGAUGUGUGGCAUGAAGUUGUAGCUUCCACUUUAAUUCUUCGAUUGUUGUUGUUUUUCUCUGCUCUUUCUGGAAGCGAACGAAUCAAAUUGAGUUGUGCAAACAACCAAAAACAGCUUUAUAAAUUAACCAAAACGAAGCGAAUCGAAAAAUAAAAGAAACGAACCCAGUAGCAUUCCAAGUCGUAGCAUUUAAUACAACAAAAGAAAGAAAAAAAGACAAAGAUUCGUGCAUGUCUAUGCAUGAUAUAAACAGAUCCACAAAGAUUGGACUAAGUGCAGCAGAAGCAGUUGGAGACGUCUCCGUGUUGCGGUAACCAAAAUUCUCGUGUACAAAAUGUCACUCGCCGACAUGGGCACUGUAACACGCUCCACAGGUGGAGGAGGAGGAGGCGGUGGUGCGAGUGGAUCUCGUCACUAUGAUCUAAGCAGUGGUGGUGGCGGCGCUGCUGGUGGAGCUGCCGGCGGUCGCAUGACACACUCGCUGAGCACACCCAGCGGGGUCGAUGGCACCCCCUCAACGCCCAGACAUCGCGGCGGCAAGAAGCUGACGGUGCGCAUACAAAUGCUGGAUGAUUCGGUUACAAUGUUUCAAGUUCAGGCCAAGGCUUUGGGUCGUGUGCUCUUUGAGCAGGUUUGUCGCCAGCUUAACUUGCUGGAAGCGGACUAUUUUGGUCUGGAGUAUCAGGAAAUAUCCACACAUACCAAAUACUGGCUGGAUCUGGAGAAGCCCAUGAAUCGUCAGGUGGGUCUAUCUCUCAUCGAUCCGGUGCUGCGAUUCUGCAUUAAGUUCUACACACCAGAUCCAGCACAGCUGGAAGAGGAAUAUACCAGAUAUCUGUUCUGUUUGCAAAUCAAACGAGAUCUGGCCACGGGCAGUCUGCAGUGCAAUGACAAUACCGCAGCUCUUAUGGCCAGCUACAUAGUGCAGGCAUCGUGUGGCGACUAUGUGCCCGAGGAUUAUCCAGAUCACACGUAUCUGUCAUCGUAUCGCUUUGUGCCACAUCAGGAUGCCACCAUGCAGCGCAAGAUCAUGGAGAAUCACAAGAAGCACUUUGGCCAAUCGCCCGCAGAGGCUGACCUCAAUCUGCUGGAGACAGCGCGUCGCUGUGAGCUUUAUGGGAUGAAAAUGCAUCCCGCUAAGGAUGUGGAGGGUGUGCCCCUCAAUCUGGCCGUUGCGCACAUGGGCAUUACAGUCUUUCAGAAUAUAACGCGCAUCAAUACCUUCUCCUGGGCCAAGAUACGCAAAAUUUCAUUCAAACGCAAACGUUUUCUGGUCAAGCUGCACCCCGAGGGCUACGGCUACUACAAGGACACCGUUGAGUUCUUCUUUGAGGGCCGCAACGAGUGCAAGAACUUUUGGAAGAAGUGCGUCGAGAAUCAUGGAUUCUUUCGCCUCACGGCCGUGCAGAGCACACAAAGGCGCAAAACUCGUGUACUCUCACGCGGCAGUUCUUUUCGCUACAGUGGCAAGACACAGAAGCAAAUCAUUGAAUUUGUGCGCGAAAAUUAUGUAAAACGUCAGAACUUUCGCAGGUCUCAGUCGUUCCGGCAAGGGCCACUGAAUGCUAGUAGCCGAAGUCAGUCGCAUACGUAUGUGAAUUCCAGCAUUUCAGCCAAUCCCCUACUCCCAAUUGACACUGCGGCAUGGGACUAUCGCAAUCAAUGCAGCGACUCGAUGACCCCUUCUCUGACGAAGAAGGCAGCGGAUACCUUGGAUCGCCGACGCGACAAUCCUACAGACCACAUGCGUUCUCAAGUCACAGCAGCCCAGGUGGAGAUCUAUCAGACGAAGAACUAUGCAGCGGAAUCGCCAACCUCAGCGGAGGAAGCGGCAUGCUCGGCGGAACGUCAACACCACUCGGCAGCGGCUAUGGACCAAAUGAAUUCGAACCGCUCCCUUUCACCACAGGCUCCGCAAUCGUGGACUUCACCCAGCCACAGCAGCAGCCAGGCACAGCGCGCUCCCGAUCUGGCUCGUGCGCAUCAAGGCGAUCACAAUAUAGGUCUGAGCCACUUGUCCCACUUGUACAGCAGCAGCACGCCUCGUCGAGUCUCAGUGGGAUCCCAAGCGUAUGUCCCUGCCUCGCCGCAGCUCAUCAGCAUCAGCACCAACAUCAACAGCACUCACAACAACAACAACAACACUAUCAACAGCAACAGCACUGUGGGUCGCCAUUCGGUGGAUCUCAGCAGCUCCAUGGAAUUGGAGGAGCAGGAGGAGGAGUUGCUGGAGCCUGUGGAUUUGGAGGAGGAGGAGGAGGAGCCUAUGGGGGAGGAGGAGGAAUUGGUGGAGGAGGAAGCGGAUUCGGACUUGACAGCAUCUACCAUCAAUCGGGAGACUAUGGCGGCAGUCUCACCGGCCUCAGCCAUGGCCAUGGCCAAUGCCCGUCGUCAGCCGCUUCGCUCACAGGAGUCCCAAUCGCAAACUGUCACCCCAGUCCAUUAUAGCAGUACCAGUUAUUCGAUGUCUAAACAGUGUAUGCUCAACAAUGCCAACGCCAAUGCCAACUCAACCGAAACGGAAACCGAUAACAUCAUCUACACUGACAUCAACGAUAUGGGCCACUACAAAUAUCCCGAUUUUCACAGCUCUCAAAUGGAGCACAAGAUCUCCAAUAGCGAGCAUCUAAAUCUCAAUGAUCGCAACGAUAUCUAUGCAACGGUCAAUCGCAAGGCCAAAUCAAAGACCCGCGAAAAGCAUUUCAGCGAUGAAUUCAUCGAUCAAUCGAUCCUACAGUACACCAGGGCCAAGCAGCUGGGCAUUCAACCCGUGCCCGUGGCCAUACCCGUACCAAUGCCUAUGUUACAGCAGCCUAGCACAUCGGCCUAUGCUGCCGCCCAGGAGCGUAACUAUAACAGCUUGAACUAUCAGUAUCACAAUGAUCUCAAUCAUCCAUCGGAAUCGUCUUCCUCAUCCUACUUUGGCACGGGCUUUGGCACAAAGCGUUCAGUACCAAAUAAUGAACGGGUGAAACUCGCCCAAUCCGAGAACUAUUUAACACCCUCAGUAGAUUCGCAGAGUUCCAGACACACACACUCGCUGCCCCGCAACUCGGAGUUGUCUGGCGUGGAUUCUGUCGAUUCAUAUGAUAGUCACUAUAUAACACAUCAUCCGAGACGCAGCUCAUCGGAGAAGCUCGAAUAUCAAAUGGCAUCGGGUAAUCUUUACUCUACGGCUCAGUUUGUUAAGCCCGAACAGGCGGCAGUGCAUUACAUGGACGAUGAGGAGGAUCAGGAAGACGAUCCGGAUGGCGAGAACAUCUAUGAUCAGGUAGAGCGUGAGUCCUGGCUAAAGAGCAGUUCCUGCAAGGAUCUCUUCGAGCGCUACAGCAGCGCCAACUAUGAUCGCGAACAACCCAAACCAAUGACCGCAUUCGAUAAAGAGUUUCUCUCUUCGAAUCGCAUUGAUUCACCAGUUACACGCUACGAUGAUUCAAGGCAUUCCUUGUACUUCGUCAAGAAUCAUUCAAUUGAUGCGCAUCAGGACUUUUCACCACUUCCGCACAGCAAGGUCUACUCAUCCAGUUAUCCAGGCAGCACAUACACCACCCAGGAGCACAAACGCCAUCAUGGACAGCAGCUGGACUACACUGGCUCCCAGGAUGAUAUAUCUCAGGAUAGCUAUGAGCUGCUCGAGAAAUAUGACAUUGAUUUCUUUAGCGGACGUCGCAGAUCCGAAGAUCAUAUGCGCUCCUGUUCGCUGGACUCUGGUAACUAUAUACCCAGUGAUGAUGAGUCCGUCUCUGAGCAGCCCAAAUAUCGCUCAGCCAUCGAUGUCAAAUCGAAAUCAGCUGCUGAUAUUAUGAAUGAGAUUUGGGAUGCUGAAGAUCCACGCUAUUUGCCACGCGAGAAGCUCUCCGUCAAAUCGGAUGGGAACUUUUACAAGAAAAUUCAGGAGGCUCUGACGCGCACCUCCAGUCAGGAGAGUCAAAGCGAAAUGUUUGAGACAAAAAUUUCACGUAGCUCGGACUCGAGUAAGAAAUCCCGUGACAGUCUAUAUCACACGGAUAGUAAGAAAUCGCGAGAAACAACCAAAAGCAAAACAUCCGUGGUAUCCAGUCAGGAUUCCAAAGAGUCGCUAGUUGGCGAUUGUUUUGGACGCAAUUACGAGAUGCCAACGACCACCUGCAAGAAGGUCAAGCAGUUCAACAAGAAGGAACUCUACGAAAAGUUUGCACAAUCAAGUCAGGAGUCAAAGAGUGAUUACUACGAUGCCGUCGAGCCAGUCGUUGAAACGGAUGCUCUCUACACCCGGCCCAAGGUCAAGAGUCACGAUUGUCUGCUCUCCGACACGCACAGCUCGACGGCCAACAGUUCGUUCUACGACAGCCGAGAUACAUAUUCCACCUUUCCGAGUAACAAGACGCAUAAGACAUCCAAGGUACAUUCGAUCAGCUUACAGAAUGUGGAAAUUGAACGUAAUGCCAAGUCUUUUGGCAGUAAAUCGCCGGAAACUGUAUCGACCCCGGCGUCUGGUAUGCGCUGCAUGGAGAAGGAUAUCCAAACGGGUGACUCAAUCGAUCAAACGGCGCCCAUCAAAAAGGGCAACUCGCAAUCAUGCAAAAUUUCUGCAUUUCGACGACGUUCGGAUAGCGAGAAUAUCUUUAGCUUCGAUCAAGAUCGAAUCGAGUGCAUACAAAAGUACACCAAGCAAUGGGAGGGUCAACCGAAAGAUGAUAAGGCCAAGCAAAGUCCAGAGUAUCCACUAACUCCCGAACUCAUCUCAGAAUUUGAGAAGCAACAGGCGCGUGUGGUGCAUCAGAAAAUCACACGCAAGGAGGAGCUAAUGGCAAAGACCCACUUUGAGGAAUACAAUCCUAUAUUGGUGCCUCUGAACUAUACCCAUGCCACAGUGGAGCGCACCAAGAGUGAUCCCAACUCGUUGGCGAAUCGCGCCCGCCUCGGCAGCAAUUCGCGUCGUCAUGUGCUGAUGCAUCAAAAAUCCAUUGAUCUAACGCCAGCCGAUUCGAGUGAUGAGGAUUACAUCUAUAAGCAAAUACCAAGCGCCCCACCGCUCUGCAAGGCUCAUGGUAACUUUGAAAUACCCAAAUGUUUUGAUGGUGGCCAGCAGACAGUCGUUCAAGUAGAUUUGCCCAAGACUGGCUUUGAGUUACCAAAGAGUUUCUUUCGCGACUAUGAGCGACGUUUCACCAAAGUUCUCAAAGAGGAUAUACCCUAUGUAUUGCACAAGCGACACAUUAUGAAUGGAACCGCACCGUCACCGGGCGAGAAAAAGCAUAGCAAGCCCAAAUCGCCAAAAUCACCAAAAUCUCCAAAGUCACCGAAAUCGCCAAAGUCACCGAAAUCACCUAAGGCAAACGCUGUAGUUGUGCCCGGACCGGCUGACUUUCUGCCAGACAUACUGGAUAGUCUGCUGCCGGCAGAGACCAAAGAGUUUCUCUUUACCCAAAACAUUGAUCUAUCCAAAGUGGAUCCGAUAACACUCGAAAUAGACAAAACAAUACCAACCAUACAGCUAUCGUCACCGAAGCGGGACAUUACCAAGCAAAUGGAUGCAUCGACGCUGGAGAAAUUGAACAAGAAACUGAGUCAAAUUGAGAGCGAUUCGGCGACAAGUUCGCGAACCGAAAGCAUGCAACAGCAACAGAAGCUGGAGCAAAAACAGAUGGAGCUCAUCCAGAGUCUGCGCAAAGAACUGCAGGCGAAUGCGCGCAAGGCCAACAAGCCGAGGGUAAUACCCAAAACAAAGCCAUCGGGCAAGUCCAAGAAGGGUAAGACACGAAUUACCUCAUUCUCAUCGGAUGAUGAGAGUCUGGACUCGGACGAUGUCUUUGGUUCGGCGGAGGCCAUACCGGAUCGCCUGGAGUUCUCACCGCCGCAGUCACGCAAAGAGAUCGAGCCCAUCUUGCGCAUCGAGCAAAGUCGCCUCAUUUCGGCCGCCUGGGGCAGGGGACAGACAAUGAGCUCAACAGAAAUCGAGGGCUCACCGCCCCAGUGCCGCCGUCUGGCUGAUCUUGAGAGUCGCUAUCACACACAGAAGCUCGAUCCGCAGUAUGCGAAUGCGACCGAAUUGCGUCGCAUAUCGGAGCGUUCGAUAUCGAUACCAUCGUCAGAGGAUGAACCGCAUCUGCCAAUGCGACGCAUGGACGAGUGCACCAAUGACUAUCAGCGCAAUGAAAAUAUUCCAUCACCAAUUUUCGAGCAUGCCGAGUUCUUUCGCAGCAACGAUGAUAUCUACGAGACAUGCCAUGAGGAAAAGAUCACCGGCUCCGAUAUUGAUUACACGCUAAAGAAACAAACGGCCAAGUCAAAGGUCAAGCUGAUUGAGGAAAUAAUCGAUUCGUCGAUUGUGAUGCGCUCGAAGGGACAUGCUCCCAUCUUGUUUGCCCAUGCCAGACUCAAUCUGUCGGAGGGUUCGGUUUCCCUGCAACGCCAGCAGGCCACACAGCAAUCGCCGACAACGGAACGACGAACGAAGAGCUUGGAUACGCCGGUUAUAUCCCUGCAUCGUUUGCCACCGAUGAACGCGUUCUCAUCCAAAGACGACACCGUUGGCUUUGAGGAAGAAGGCGAAAUUCUUGAGGAGAAAUCGCUCGAGCAAGUGAAUCAAAUUGCACAACAGCAGGAGGAUGAUCUGGCAGACAGCAUACAUUCAUGUGCCGGUUCAAUUCCCACACAGAGCAGCUACAAUGCAAAUGGACGGGAUUCACUGCUCAGCGCUGUGACCAUUGACAGCGAGGAGCUGCAAUUGCUCAAUCAAUUGAAAUAUAUUGAAAAGAUUGCGCUACAAGGCGUCAAGAUCAAGGACAAACGAAAGUCAAAGAUGAAGCUCAAGAGUGGCGAUCAUUUAAUAUUGAAUAUACCAAAAUAUCGAUUCACUGACUGGUCACCCUACAGUUCCGCAAACAGUUCACGCAAAACAUCGCCCGGCGUUUCGAGGGCCAGCAGCAUCGAGAGCACCGGCAAGGGUAAACUGAAGACAUCGGAGCCAUACAAGGGCAAGCAUAUAUCGCGCAGCCGACCGGAAUCGCGACGCACCAGCGCAGAUGACAUUAAGACUGGAAAAGAUGGCCGAGGUAGCAAGAAGUCGAGUCCCAAGGAGCGUCCGCGCUCCAUUGAAAUGCGUCGCCUGAGCAAGGACAAGAGCAAGUCGCAAGAGGAAACCGAGGCGGACAUUGCCAAACGCAAGGAACGCCAACAAAAGCUGUACGAGUCCGCAAUGAAACAAACAAUAACAAUGCUGAGUCCGGUAAAGGAUGCGCUGCCCGCUUUUCCAGCGCCCGAAGAUAAGAUACUGGUGAAGACCGAGGGCGAUAAGAUAAUCAUUGAAACUGAAUUCAAGUCCAAGGCGGAGGAUCAUGUCCUCAUUGCAAAGGCACCGCGCAAACUGGACACUUCGCUGGUAAAAUUCAGUCGCAGCUUUGACGAGGGUCGCAGUCCCGACAAACUGGACAAGGCCAAUCGCAGCUUUGAGGAUCGCAACAAGUCCUUUGAGGACUCUGAGAAAUCCGAUAUACCCGAAGACAUGAUGAUCAAAUCCCCAAAGAAAAUUGCAAAAGCCCAGGAAAUCAAGCAGAAAAUCGAGGGUACCGUUGUACACAAAAAAAUCGAUGGCAAAUCGAGUAGCUUGGAAAAACCGGCUGAACAUCAUUAUCUGGGCACAGAUGUGAAGGCCCGCAGUCUAGACGACAAGAAGCAGGCCGCAGCCGAGGCGAAGAAAGCGGAGGAGAAACCAACGGCAGUUGUGCGAAGUGCAGUUGGAGAUCGUCGCAUGUUCGCCCAUCAAUACAAUGUCCACGAGGACAUCGAUAUGCAGGCAGUGAUCUCUGAACGUCGUUCACUGGAGAUACUCAAGCGUUCGUUACCAUCGGAGGAUACGCGCGAUAGUGAAUGCACCCACAGUCGCAAGGCAUCCACAGCAGACAGUCUCGACUCGUUUGUAUCGGUGGAUGACAGUCAUUCUCCGGCGAGCAAGUCGCCGGUGCCGCCACCGGAGGGUUAUCCACAUCGUGUGCCCACCAUUGAAUGCGAGGAGCCAUCAAUCGAGGAGGAUGACAAUUCAUCGGAGCGACGUCAUCUCAAAGUCGAUCGUCACGAUGUCAAUCGCUUAAGCUUGGAUCGCAGUCGUAGCGAUGAGACGGGCUCCUGGAUAACUGUCGAGUGCGAUGAGUUUAUUGGCUCUGAUACCUCGGAUAAUGAGCCGCGUACCUUGGAGCCGGAUCGCAAUAUAUUGGAGACACAAGCCACAUUGGAGGAUGCCGUUCCAUUGGAGUAUUCCAACUGUGCUACGCCCACAUCCGAUUUAAAUAUACUGGUUACACCGCCCAAUUCGAGUCCAAUGAUUGAAAAGUCUGUGCUCGAAACAUUUGAGAAGUACACGUCAGAGAACAAGAAAAAGUACAGCUUGGAGAAACAGAGUGACAGAUCAAAGAGUUCGGACUCAUGGACCAGCGGUGAGAAGGACACAAGUCCGCAGCGACAACAGGAUUGGAGUUUGUCCGUGGGCAAGGAGAAAAGUUCCGUCGAAGAGGAGUCCAGUGUUAGCUGCUCCAUAGCACGACCCUUGGGCAUAUCACAAGAUUUUGGCAAUGAGGAAGAGAAGAAAUGUCUGGAACUAAAACAGCGUAUGCUGUUGGAUGUGGCUGCCAAGGAUGGCGAUGUCACGCCCACUGACUCCAAUGAGCAGACACCAACCAACGAGCUAAAGAUAAUUGUAAAGAAGCCGACAACACCAACACUGGAGAAACAAAGUCCCAUUGAUUUGGGCAACAGUACCGAAAGCUAUCUGGAUCCCAUUGAGGAACGCAUUGCCAAAAUUCUGCAAAGAACCGAGGACAGUGAGUCUAGCUCAGGCGGCUCACGUAGACCACCGAAAAUCGAGAAACCAGCUCGCGCCCAUGCUGGCAAAAAGUUAUUGGUGGCCAAAGCAGAAACUGGGAAAUCUGGCAGUGAUCGCAGCUCUCAGGAAUCGAAAUCCAGUUUCGAUUCGAAGGGCUCGCUGAGCGUUGAGUCGCGCGGCUCCUUCGAGACGGAGAGCAGCUCCGGAUCGCUAGGUGCCGCUCAGCGACGUGGUGACUUGGCCCAAAAGGAGCAGCAGAGCACAUGGAAAGCAUUCCCCAUCGAAAGCUCAAAUAGUUCAAGCACAGAUGACCCAUGGCAUCAUGUGGAAACCGAUGGUGGAUAUGAGCGUUACGAUGGCCAGAAUCCGUUGCGUGACUCCUCAGACAGUGAUAUCAAGGAGGUCUCACCGGAUGAGCAAAAGGAGAGUGACACCAGCUAUCAGGAUGAUCUCAAUGACUUUCCCACCACCUUUGGCUACCCGGCAAUGACAAGUACACUCGGUGGCAUUGGUGUAAAUCCCACGGAUAUUAUUGGCUACAAUACGGGCUUUACUUUGGGUCGGACACUAUCGAGAAUUUCGGAACGGAGCACUGCAUCGGAGAAGUCCAGCAUGGAGGAUGAUGUUAGCAAGGCGUCCACACAUUCGGUUAGCAUGCGAGAUGAAUCCGUUGGUUCAACGGAUCAUCAGCCCAGUCUCAGUUCGGACUCGCGUAGCAAUACAAAUCUUGCCUAUAUAUCAGAUGCAGAUCGUCGCACCUCGGCUGAGAUGCCGGAAAUACCGUGCGAUUCGGCAACUGCAGAUCGUCUGUCCAGCAUUGGCAGUUGCCACGAACCGAAAUCACCUACCUUGGUGACUGGUCGCUUUUCGGUGACACAUGUCGAUGAACAGCAACCCGAGGAUAAGGAGCGUCACACCCUGAUGUGUCUCUCGAAUGCGGGCAGUCAGGAUUCGGAGGAUUGGCCGCUACCGGAAAUACCAUUCGAUCAUGUGCCCGUUAAACCGCCAGAGACAAUCUAUGCCAUGCCAGAUCUGGACAAGCCGGUGCCGAAAUCCUUCUGCUGGAAGGCCAGCAUGGCAUUCCAACAAUCCCAAGAUUCGGUUGACUGGCCCUCACCGCCCUCCAGCACCAUCGAUGCGCCCAUUGUGGUCGAGAGCAUUGAGACCUAUUAUGCCAGUGAGGCGCAGAGUGCCGACAAGGUCAUGCUCGAGGAGGAGCCGGCGAUCGGUGCGACAGGCCCGCCAGAUGUGGCCAAGGUGUUAUCGUAUGAGGAUACCGCUUAUCUAAUGUCUGCCGCCUUCGAGGAUAAUGAUUUUGGUAGCGAACAAUUGCAAUUGGAUACAGUUAGUUGCCUGAGCUCAACAUUGAGUGCCGCAUCCUGUUUGUCGUCCUCGUUUAAUGUCAGCUGCAGCACAUCAUCCACACAGCCAACGGCGAAGGCAGCCGGAACUGGAGUGCGCAAGAGCUCCAAAAGCCCCGAGGUAAUUGUGGCGCAACCGACACGCUCACCAGCACCACGCAGCCCCCUUUCCGAGGAUGAACUCUUCUCCAGCGAUGAUGUGUUCAUGCCGGGCACCAUCAAGGUGCAAUUGUCGCCGGAUGCCCAGUUACGGAAAUUGUCACGCGGCUCAAACAAUUCGGAUACAUCGAUUGAUGACAUACUGUCGGGCAGCACGUAUCUGGAAGAUCAGACAACGGUGCGUCGCAACUAUGAGGCACGCUUGAGCAGUGGCGGUGGCAGCUGCAAGAAAUGCAGUCAUUCCAGUCACUCGGAGGAGGAGACCAGCUCCAUUGGCACCGAUCUCGAUGGCACCGUUCGCAUGGGAUUGCAGCAAAAGAAAUGCACGCACAGCUCCCACUCGGAGGACACUUCGAUCGGUCUGAGCAUCUCCGAAUGGUCAACGGGCACAAAUACGGUGCGUCAAUACGCCAAUCUGUCCGGCUCGGACAGUCUGUCGGCAGUCUCAACGCAUUCGUGUGCCAAAAGCGAGAAAUCCAAUCACACCAAAUCGAGCAUUAGCUCGAUUAACAAAUCGGCCGAGAGCCUCAACGAGCAGAGCGGCAGCUAUUCGCACAAGUUUAGCGGCGAUAAUGGUUCCUCCGAUGGACUACGCUACGACAUGUUGUCCAAUUCCGAAACGGAUAAAUUGAGUGAGGCCACAUCGGCAACGCGUAGCGAUGAUACGACCUUAACACUAACAGAAAUGGCCCACACCAUCAGCGAGUGGUCGACGUCGAGCAGUCGCACUCUGGUCGGUGCCGGCGUCGGCGUUGUUCCCGGCGAGUAUUUGCCGCUGAAGCAGACACGCGUACAGCCCAGUCUGAGCUCGCCCAGCGAAGAGAAGCGUUGCUCUCUGCCCCAAAUCCAUCGACGCAGUGGCAGCAAUGGCAAUCCGAUGCGCGCCACGCAACCAACCGAUCACCAACAGAUCGCCGAUCAGCCCGUGGAGACAAAUGCGGCGGCACGCAAGCGUCGCUCGCUGGAAAUGAUGUCGAAACUGUAUCAAAGCCAGGAGAUCUGUUCCGAGUCAGAAUCACCGUUUGUGGAGCGUCUGUAUGCGCACACUGAGAAGCUGACCGAACGCUAUCAGAGCCAGGAGUUUGUGCCACUGCACACGCCCGCCGCACCCAGCAGCCACCAGACCACCACACAAAUUCAGACACAACAAUCACAGCAAUCGCAGCGUCAAAAACCACGCGCACCACAGCCACCCACAAAGCCAAAGCCGGCAGUGACGCGACCCAUAAUGCAGGCAUUGCUCAAUAAGAUGAAGCAGCCGGGACUGGCGGAGCAGGCAGCUGCCGCUGCAGAGGCGGAAGAGGCAGCAGCAACAGCAACAGCUGCUCAAGUUAAGAAGGCAGCCACAAAGCCGGCACCGCCGCCAGUGCCUAGUGUGCCACCGAUUGUGACGCCCAGCGAUCUGCCUGGCAAUGUGGGUGCACCACCACCCAAACCACUAGCCAAACAUCACAGCUACGACGAUAAAACGAUGUCCAAGACACAGAUACGUGAAUUUAAGACCACAAGCAAACAGUUGCGGCAAUCGAGCUCAUUUCACGAACACAUGCUGAGCAAAUCGCAGCAAUCUUCCCAGGAGCUGCCCAUGCGCAUCGAUGAGGAACGUGAUCCGCAUUCCACAUCAUCGGCCACCAAUACGACAACCACAACAAAUACCCUUAACAGCGAGAGCACCGAACCCAAUUCCCCACAAAUGCCACAACGUGCCGAUAAAUUGAUACGAUGCUCACCCUACUAUUCGAGCAGCCUGAGCUCGGAGUCGCCACCGAAUCAACUGGUGCAGAAGCCGCCGCGCAAGAACACAACAGCCAGCAGUCAGCUGGCAGCGGUAGCUGUGGCCACAGCCUUAAAGAGUCCACCCAGUGGCAAUGAUACGGACAGCUCGCUGGAUGUCCGUGGCGGUGGUCAGGAUGCUGCCAAGCCGUUGCGUAGUCGUGGCUAUCGCAAGAAGCGACAGAUGCCCGUUAAGCGGAUGCGUGCCAAUCUCAAUGCUGCUGCGCUGCUGGAGCAAGCGGAGAGCAGUGAGUGCUCCGAGGGUUACAUGCCCGAAAUGGAUUCGGGCAGUUCGGAGUACUCGUAUCAGCGUGAUGAGCAGUAUCUCGAGUUCGAUGAGGAACUGGAGCGCGAUCAAACCGAUGACUAUGAGGAUUAUCCGCAGUACAGUGGCGCCACCAGCAGCAGCAAGUUCGAGAGCCUGGACAUGAGCGACAAUGUCGAUGAAAUGGGCUUUCCACGCUACGAUCGUUUGGGUCACAUUACCAAGCCCAUGUAUCAGGCCAUGUCAUCGGAUAGGCCGGCGCCAGCCAAUCAUCCCAUGCCGCCGGCUAGUGGUCAGCCCGUUAAGCCAGCGCGCACCAAGAAGCGACAGCUCAAGCGCGAAGAUUCGGUGGUGCCCAGCACCUCGAGUGUUACAGUGCAUCAGCACCAGCAGCAACAGCAGCAACAACAACAGCAGCCGUAUCAUGGACGCAGCUACUGCAAUCCCGAGGAAAGCGAGUACGAGUCUCGGGGCGGUGGGCUCUCCGAUGAUUUGGCCAAUUCGAGCGAAGAUAGCGGCGCUGGUGCCAUGGGCACCAUACGACGUGGCGCCAGUCGCUCAACGAUCUCAACGGAGGCGUCCAGACAGCAACAGCAACAACAUCAGCAACAGCUGCCUUAUCCGGACUUUCUCUCGGACUACGAGACGGAGCCUAUUGAGUACGAGCGUUAUGCGUGUGGCUUGGACAUACGGGUUGAUCCGCCACCAAAAUUCCAUGACUCGGAUGAUCUCAGUGAUCGUUAAUGCAGUCGAAGCAACAAAAGCAGCAGCAGCACCAGCAUUUUCCCAUUUCUUCAGUUGCCUUGGAAAUUUUUAGAAUCAACUCUACCACAUUUUUUACACACGAUCCAAGUAUAUAACUUAUUUAUAAUUGAGACUGAUUUACGACAAACCAAAAGUGAAAAUACCAAA
Messenger RNA from Drosophila grimshawi, 13776 nucleotides. RefSeq names its product FERM, ARHGEF and pleckstrin domain-containing protein 1 (gene Cdep). Gene Ontology annotation, molecular function: cytoskeletal protein binding; guanyl-nucleotide exchange factor activity. Bases 841 to 13608 code for a protein of 4255 amino acids. Lineage: Eukaryota; Metazoa; Arthropoda; Insecta; Diptera; Drosophilidae. Gene Ontology annotation, cellular component: cytoskeleton. The record is from RefSeq and is a predicted model, not a curated record. The transcript is spliced from 12 exons.